This is a messenger RNA of Paecilomyces variotii, 2259 nucleotides long. RefSeq lists its product as hypothetical. Lineage: Eukaryota; Fungi; Ascomycota; Eurotiomycetes; Eurotiales; Thermoascaceae. The coding region runs from base 326 to 1798 and encodes 490 amino acids. The transcript has 2 exons. The record is from RefSeq and is a predicted model, not a curated record.
GAAUAGUUACAUGGUUAAGAACCGGCGGGGAAACAGGAUUAACUAACAGGCGCGGAAUCCGGGGUUGAUUCGCGCAUGCCGUCAUCCACUGCAACCAUAAUAAUAACAUAACAUAACUCGCAUCUUCGCAAACUUGCCGUCCUUCCUUUCACCCCUGCCGUUCCUGAUCCAUGUCCUAACGGCCCUUUUUGGUGCUUCUCUGCUCGAGGAAUACAAUGUGUCUUCCAAGUGGUUAGUUCAAACUCAUCCCCCCUAUGCUAUUGUCGAUCAAAGAGCGCUUUCUCUGAUGGUAUACUGUACAUUCGCAUAGCGGCUGCUCCACGUCAUGCCUGAUCACUCCGAGCUUCCAGCUUCCCAGCACGCCUCCUUCAACAGUGGCGCCCACGUGAACGCUUCAAAUGCUCCCUACCUUCGUCGGGGCUCUUCGCGUGCAGGGAUGUCGACGGAGUUUUCAUCAAAUAUGCAGAGAGUCCGGCGCAAUUCAGUCCUGUCGGACUCGGUGUCCGAGGCGCGACACUCCCUCCGAUCAUCCACCGAUGGCCUGCUUUUCCCACGAGCAAGCAAAGAUCAAAUAGUAGAUGUGCGGGAAGAAGAGUCGCAUUGGCACUCCGCACCUCUUGCGCUGGCGCUGCUGCCUGCAAUUGGAGGCAUUUUCUUCAAAAAUGGCAGCGCUGUUAUUACAGAUGUGACGUUGCUCGGGUUGGCAGCUAUAUUUCUGAAUUGGUCCGUCAGACUGCCAUGGGACUGGUACAGGUCGGCGCAAGCGAUUAGACAACGAACAUCCGUGGAUUUUGGGGCGCAGGAGUUGAUGGAGGAGCCUACCAGCAUCGACGAAGCCGAUGAAGCGUCAUCUUCGAAGCCUGGGGACCGAGUCCACUCUUCGCCAAAAUCUGAUCCGAGACUACAACAGUCAGCUGCAGUUGACACCGCAAAUAAGGAGCUCCGCAUUCACGAACUGGCAGCUCUGGCAUCCUGCUUCAUCUUCCCUGUGGUAGGAACCUGGCUCUUGCACGCUAUCCGAUCGAAGCUAUCACGGCCAUCUGAGGGACUCGUGUCCAAUUACAAUCUGACAAUAUUCUUGCUGGCAUCUGAGAUUCGGCCGGUCUCCCAUCUUCUCAAGAUGGUUCAGGCCCGGACUCUCUACCUUCAACGCACUGUCGCAUCUUCCCCGUUUGAAGAUGACAAGGUCGACGCGAACAAAGUCAUUGACAUGGCAAAGAGACUGGAAGAAUUAGAAGCGUAUGUCGCAAACAAUGCGGCCGAGCGGCUGCCCGAUUCUGGCAAAGCUCCUGAGUCUGCUUCUGCCUCGGAGACGCCGCAACAGGUCGUCACGCAAUUGACGUCUGAUGUCCGCAAAGAGCUUCAACCCGAAUUAGAUGCUUUGAAUCGUGCAAUGAGGCGCUAUGAGAAGCGCACAACCCUGACAGCCUUCCAGACAGAGUCCGAGAUACAGAGACUCGAGACUCGGGUGCAGGAUGCCAUCGCUCUGGCAGCCGCAGCGCAGCGCUCUACGGCUGGGAGUCAUCAGCGUUAUGCUCUUAUCCUGCUAGACUGGAUCUGCGCCAUUGUUGUGCUGCCAGUCCAAGCCAUAUGGACUUUGGCCAGCAUGCCCGGCCACAUCGCAACGUGGGGAUUGUCUCAUGUGAAGUCAAUUCUAGGUCUGAAUCGGCAGCGAGUGAAGACUGGCAAACCAAGGUACUCCCAGGGCCAGAGAGGGGUACCAUCUUCUAAGUUACAGCAGAAAACGGUGCCCUUAACGCAGCUGCCAGGCGGCAGAGGUCCCAAGAAGGCGAUAUAGAGAUACACUUCCAAUAUCCAUUCAUCACCUUUGGUCCUUUCUACCUUUUCUUGGAAAUAGCACUCCCAAGUAUUCCUAUAGGUCAGAACAUUUCAUUGUAAUAGCUUCAUUCGCUCGUCCUCUUACGUUAUUUCACUGCUACGUAUCGCUCCACUAUAAUCCUUUAUAUAUAUCAUUCGUCAGAUUGUAUCUUGUACAUGGUCGGAGCUUCUCGGUUGUGAUUCGAACCAUGCUGUGUUGGGUCAUGGGUCGCUGGAUUUGUUUAGGAUAUAGCGAUAUUCAUAUUAUCUCAUGUGUACAUAUAUCCAGGGCCUAGAUGCAUUUCACAUACUGAAUACUCGUCCACUUCAAUUUCGCAAAGCUACUAGACAAACUUUCCCACCCUCCCCAUUCUCAGUUACGAACCAAAUGAUCAGGAAUUAGUAACUUCAAAUCAAAAUCCUCCUCCGGCUGAGUUGUAC